Thrips palmi is the source of this 551-nucleotide messenger RNA. It is a transcript of the gene ND-B14, whose product is annotated as NADH dehydrogenase [ubiquinone] 1 alpha subcomplex subunit 6. The coding region runs from base 38 to 412 and encodes 124 amino acids. NCBI's taxonomy places the organism in Eukaryota, Metazoa, Arthropoda, Insecta, Thysanoptera, Thripidae. The transcript has 3 exons. Gene Ontology annotation, biological process: response to oxidative stress. The record is from RefSeq and is a predicted model, not a curated record.
AAAGAGAAUCGAGCAACCCUUGUCAGCCUAAAGUAAAAUGGCGACUGGAAAAGCAGCCUCAGUUGUUACACGCCAAGUUCGUCCGAUUUUAUCUCUUUCUCACAAUGAAGCUCGGAUGAGAGCCCUUGCUUUGUACAAAGCUUGGUAUCGCCAAAUCCCCCACACAGUGAACGAGAAUGAUUUUCCUAAGAGUGUGAAACAAUGUCGUCAAAAGCUGAGGGAAGAAUUCAUGAAGCACAAGGAUGUGAAGGAUGUUCGAGUGAUUGAUAUGCUAAUUAUUAAAGGUCAAAUGGAGCUCCAGGAAACAGCUACCAAAUGGAAACAAUCUAUGCAUAUUAUGGCGUAUUGGAAAGAUACAGUCAACAAGAAGCCAACCGAUUUUUACUCAAAAUUUUUAGAAGGGAAAGAUUAGAUGCCAACUGGCAAUUUUAUGGUGAAGCAUUAAUUUGAUGUGAAUAAAGAAAAUGCAACAUGAAGUUUUCAUCUUCUGUAGUUGGUGUAUUAUGCAUUAAUAUGCAUUGCAAUAAUAAAUGUACAUAUUUGAAUAAUUA